UCUCCUGCACACCCCAAUCUGGAUAUCGGAAAAUUUCUUGCACUAAUAAAGCAUGUUUUCGACAACUGUCACUCUCAAAACCCAUUUUGGGAAGUCAUUUUUCACGGAUCUAAAGCUCACCUUUUCUCUCUCUGUUUUCUCAACGUCUCACUUCAAGGUUACUUGGUCGGGAUGAUCCUCGCUUUUGUGGCUUCCAUGCUAUCCUACUCUGGUCAGCCAGCAUUGCUCUAUUUGUGUCCGUGCACUCUUGGAUUUACCGUCGUAACGGCUUGUUGUUGUGGUGGUCGAGAGGAAUUGUACAAACUCUGGAACGGUCAAUUCCCGAUCGCAUUGAGUCCGCCUACAUACACACCCGCUCCGGACGAUGAGGAAGAUCCGAAUAAAACAACCGGAGUCUUCACACUCGGUGCAAACCAUAACAGGGACACGGUUGUUCUGCCCUCGAUGACCGCUGGAGAUCGACUUCCUGAUGCUCAAAACAACUUUUCAGCCUAG
Molecule: messenger RNA, 495 nt
Organism: Echinostoma caproni
Lineage: Eukaryota; Metazoa; Platyhelminthes; Trematoda; Plagiorchiida; Echinostomatidae
Source: the annotation of a GenBank genome assembly